Messenger RNA from Condylostylus longicornis, 1638 nucleotides. RefSeq names its product cAMP-dependent protein kinase catalytic subunit 3 (gene Pka-C3). Bases 308 to 1627 code for a protein of 439 amino acids. NCBI's taxonomy places the organism in Eukaryota, Metazoa, Arthropoda, Insecta, Diptera, Dolichopodidae. Gene Ontology annotation, molecular function: ATP binding; protein serine/threonine kinase activity. The record is from RefSeq and is a predicted model, not a curated record. Gene Ontology annotation, biological process: protein phosphorylation. The transcript has 9 exons.
GAAUUUUUAAUUUGACUUCCAAUUUUUUAAUAACUUUAUUUUUUACUGUUCGUUUGAACUAUUUCAUAAUUUAUUGAUAAACGAUAAGAUUUUUAUACAAAAAAACACAGUCAUUGAAAAUAUUUGAAAAGAAAAAUUAAAAAUAUUUUUUAAAAUUCAUUUUUGUUAAAAUUAAAAUAUUAAAGUGAAAAAUCAAAUCCAAUUGGGUCAACAAAUUUAAUCUACACAUUGAAAUCCAAAAACAAUAUUUUUGGUGAAGAAAAUUCUUUCCUGAAAAAUCAAGAUUAUUAUAAAAAACAAAGAAACAAUGUCUACAACAGCUUUCACACGUUUAAUACGUCCUAAUACAGCUCCAACUACAACAUUAUUAACAGAAUCAAGUCUUUUAAAUAGUGGUAUACCAUCAUUAAUAUCAGUAAAUGGUGUUAGUAGCAGUAGUGGUGGUGGAAGUAGUAUUGGUUCAAACAGUGAAUCAUCAGAUCCAUUAGAAUCUGAUUACAGUGGUGAUGAUAAUGAUGAAGGCAAUGAAGAAGAUGAUCAAGAAGAAGAAGAUGAUGGUAAUGGUACAGGUGAAGAUGAUGAUGACGAUGAUGAUAGCAAUAGUCCAAACAUUAAUAAUGAUAAUUUAAAUGGAAAAAAUAAUAUUAAUAAUGAUACAACAGGAAAAGGACGUCGUCAAUAUAAUAUGGAUGAUUUUCAAAUGUUAAAAACAAUUGGUACUGGAACAUUUGGUCGAGUUUGUCUUUGCAAAGACAAAAUCAAUGACACAUACAGUGCAAUGAAAAUUUUAGCUAUGACUGAUGUCAUACGCUUAAAACAGGUUGAACACGUAAAAAAUGAAAAAAGUAUUUUAGAAGAAAUAAAUCAUCCAUUUAUUGUUAAUUUAUUAUGGUCAACAAAAGAUGAUUGUUGUUUAUACAUGUUAUUUGAGUAUGUAAGCGGUGGUGAACUUUUCUCAUAUUUAAGAAAUUCAGGACGUUUUAAUAGUCAAACUGCAAAUUUUUAUGCCAGUGAAAUAGUUUUAGCUUUAGAAUAUUUACAUUCAUUAUCAGUUGUAUAUCGUGAUUUAAAACCAGAAAAUCUAUUAAUUAAUCGUGAUGGCCAUUUAAAAAUAACAGAUUUUGGUUUUGCUAAAAAAUUAAAAGAUAGAACAUGGACACUAUGUGGUACACCAGAAUAUUUAGCACCAGAAAUAAUUCAAUCAAAAGGACAUAAUCGUGCUGUUGAUUGGUGGGCAUUAGGCAUUUUAAUAUAUGAAAUGUUAGUUGGAUAUCCACCAUUCUACGAUGAUAAUCCAUUUGGUAUUUAUGAAAAAAUUUUAAGUGGUAAAAUAGAAUGGCCAAGACAUAUGGAUGGUGUAGCUAAAGAUUUAAUUAAAAAAUUAUUAGUCUUGGAUAGAACAAAACGUAUGGGAAAUAUGAAGAAUGGUGCUGAUGACGUUAAACGACAUAGAUGGUUUAAACAUUUAAAUUGGAAUGAUGUUUUAAAUAAAAAAAUCACUCCCCCAAUUGUACCUCAAGUUUCAUUCGAUGGAGAUACCAGUAAUUUCGAUGAAUAUCCAGAAACUGAUUGGAAACCAGCUAGAGCAUUAGAUCGAAGUGAAGCACAAUUAUUUGUAGAUUUUUAAACAUUUUUAUG